CCUCCGGCGGGCCCUCGGGCCGCUUCGCUGGCCUGCUUUCCCUCGGCCCGCUUCGCUGGCCUGCUUUCCCUCGGCCCGUGACUACGCUUAGCCCAGCACCAUGGGGAAACGGGACAAUCGGGUGGCCUAUAUGAACCCAAUUGCAAUGGCCAGAUCAAGGGGUCCAAUCCAGUCUUCAGGGCCAACAAUCCAAGAUUAUCUGAAUCGACCAAGACCUACCUGGGAAGAGGUGAAAGAACAACUAGAAAAGAAAAAGAAAGGAUCCAAAGCAUUGGCUGAAUUUGAAGAAAAAAUGAAUGAGAAUUGGAAGAAAGAACUAGAAAAACACAGAGAGAAAUUAUUAAGUGGAAAUGAGAGCUCAUCCAAAAAACGACAGAGAAAGAAAAGAGAAAAGAAGAAAUCUGGUAGGUAUUCAUCUUCUUCAUCAAGCUCUGAUUCUUCCAGCAGUUCUUCAGAUUCUGAAGAUGAGGAUAAGAAACAAGGAAAAAGAAAAAAGAAAAAGAAGAACCGUUCACAUAAAUCUUCUGAAAGCUCCAUGUCAGAAACUGAAUCAGACAGUAAGGAUAGUUUAAAAAGGAAAAAGAAGUCAAAGGAUGCAAUUGAGAAAGAAAAGGAUGUUAGAGGACUCAGCAAAAAAAGAAAGCUGUAUCCUGAAGAUAAACCUUUAUCAUCUGAGUCCUUGUCAGAAUCAGAUUAUAUUGAGGAGGUACGAGCAAAAAAGAAGAAAAACAGUGAAGAACGAGAAAAAACAAUAGAAAAAACAAAAAAGAAAAAGAAGCAUAAGAAACACAGUAAGAAGAAGAAAAAGAAGGCUGCUAGUUCAAGUCCUGACUCACCGUAACACUAAAAUCAGGAUUCUCUUAUAAUGAAAGUGCAAUGUCUAAAGAAAUUUUAACUGUGAAAAUUAUGACAUAUUUACUAAAAUGCAUGAAUUUUGUUUUUAGAAUUAUUUCUGGACUGUUCAGUAGCCACUCGGAUGCCGCUGUGUGAAAAGGCCAUAAAUGUUGCCUGCUGCUUAAACAUCUAUUUUUUUCCCUCUUCCAGUGAGAUAACUCUGGGAGAUAAUACGCUGCAGUUUACCUGGUGGUUGAGAUACUUGGGGAUAAAGUUAAUAUUUUUGACUAGAAGUACCUAAUGAUAAAAAAACAGAAAUCGAGUCUGGAUACAUCGUUAAGAUGUAAUAGGAAAUGACAAGAAGACUCUAGUUGACAGUUUCAAAGUAGGGAUUACAUUGAUGUUCAAAAUCCUUACUCUGUAGAUAAAUGUAUUUUUUUUCCUUAUAUGCUUUUAUUUACCUGGGGAAAGGAAUUGUAGGGUGGGUUGGGGACGUUUGCUAUCUCUUUAGCUAGCAGAAUAGUGUGCCUUUUACCCUCACACAUCUUAUUUUUGUGGACACAGUAGCCAUGCUUCAUGGGGAGGUCAGAGCCGGUAUGACAUUCUUGCUUUUGCCAAGUUUACUGAUAUCCUUGGACUCUGUUGUAUGCUGCUUUGAGUGAACCAGAGAAACAGUCCUUUAUUGGCAGCAUGAGAAAGCCCCAAAAGCUCUGGGAUUUCUCUCUCCACUUCAAUAAUACUGAAUGUUUUUUAGCUUUAGAAUGUGUUAUAUCAUUUGAAUUAAUUUUGACUACACUUUGGCUUUAGAGAGGAAUCAUUUCAAAUAUAAACACUGGUACUUUUUUUGAACUUGAUAGCUAAAGAUUCUGAAAUGCAUGUUUUAUACUGUUAAGUUUUAACAAGUCAGGAAAAUCUUAUGUAACCAGUGAUAGUUGUUUUUUAUUUCCUUUUUUGUAUGAAUUUUGUUUAGGCUGUAAUGUUUAGCUUUUGUUAACUCCUUGUUCUUGCUAUUUUAAUUCCUUCCUGUGUUUUAUGGCAUACUUGCCAAGUCUUAGCAU
Condylura cristata (star-nosed mole) is the source of this 1892-nucleotide messenger RNA. RefSeq names its product family with sequence similarity 133, member B (gene FAM133B). The coding region runs from base 101 to 841 and encodes 246 amino acids. The record is from RefSeq and is a predicted model, not a curated record. Lineage: Eukaryota; Metazoa; Chordata; Mammalia; Eulipotyphla; Talpidae. The transcript is spliced from 11 exons.